UUCCCCACUCAGCCCGGGCCGGCCGAGGACGUGUGCACGCCCAGAUUGGCUCGGCGAAGCAGCACAGAUCUGCGGGGCUGGGCGGGAUUUAAAUGUCAGUCAAAGCACCCCCAAAUCAGCUUUCCGCUCGUCUCCGGUUUCUUCCGAGGCAUUAAUUGGAUCACACGCUGCAUUUGAAGACCUCAAGUGUUUUACCUACGAAGGAAAUUUGCUCCCAUCUCCAGCAGCAACCACUGCUCCUUUUGAUGUUGUGGUACGCCGUGCGCAUGCGCUUCACAUUAGAAUUACUGCACUGGCCAGAAUAAGUUGGAUCUCUUCUUCUCUUCACUGAAAUCCUAAAUCAUAUAAAAAGCUAAAGGGAUGCUGAGAGUCCGGAAAAAGGGUUACUUUGGGAUUUGGUCAUUCCCUUUAAUAAUAGCCGUGGUGUGUGCACAGAGUGUUAAUGACCCUAGUAAUAUGUCACUGGUAAAAGAGACCGUGGAUAGACUGCUGAAGGGCUACGACAUUCGCUUGAGGCCAGAUUUUGGAGGUCCCCCGGUAGCUGUGGGCAUGAACAUAGACAUUGCCAGUAUAGAUAUGGUCUCAGAAGUCAAUAUGGACUAUACAUUGACAAUGUACUUUCAGCAAGCAUGGAGGGAUAAGAGGCUGUCAUAUAAUGUAAUACCUCUAAACCUGACUCUGGACAACAGAGUAGCUGAUCAGCUCUGGGUUCCUGAUACCUAUUUCCUGAAUGACAAGAAGUCAUUUGUGCAUGGUGUCACUGUGAAGAACAGAAUGAUCCGUUUGCAUCCAGAUGGGACAGUCCUUUAUGGACUCAGAAUUACAACAACAGCUGCUUGUAUGAUGGACCUACGGAGAUAUCCUCUGGAUGAGCAGAACUGCACGCUGGAGAUUGAGAGCUAUGGCUAUACAACAGAUGACAUUGAAUUUUACUGGCGUGGGGGUGAUAAUGCAGUCACAGGAGUGACAAAGAUUGAACUGCCACAGUUCUCCAUUGUAGACUACAAGCUUAUCACCAAGAAUGUUGUUUUCUCUACAGGUGCCUACCCAAGGCUGUCUCUCAGCUUUAAGCUUAAGAGAAACAUUGGCUACUUCAUUCUGCAGACCUACAUGCCUUCCAUUCUGAUCACUAUCCUGUCCUGGGUUUCCUUCUGGAUUAAUUAUGAUGCUUCAGCAGCAAGAGUUGCUUUAGGAAUCACAACUGUGCUCACAAUGACAACGAUUAACACCCAUCUUCGAGAGACUCUCCCCAAAAUUCCCUAUGUGAAAGCCAUUGACAUGUACCUUAUGGGCUGUUUUGUCUUCGUUUUCAUGGCUCUCCUAGAGUAUGCAUUGGUCAACUACAUCUUCUUUGGCAGGGGACCCCAACGUCAAAAGAAAGCUGCAGAAAAAGCUGCAAGUGCCAACAAUGAGAAGUUACGGAUGGAUGUUAAUAAGGACAGAAGAAUAAUUGGCACAUAUCAUUGUCCAGAAAUGUAUUCAACAAAGAUGGACCCACACGAAAAUAUUUUGUUGAGCACACUUGAAAUCAAAAAUGAGAUGGCUGCCUCUGAGGCUGUGAUGGGGCUUGGGGACCCUAGGAGCACUAUGCUGGCCUAUGACACUUCAAGCAUCCAGUACCGGAAAGCUGGGUUACCCAGGCACAGCUUUGGCCGGAAUGCCCUGGAGCGACACGUGGCACAGAAGAAAAGCAGGCUAAGGAGACGUGCAUCCCAGCUGAAAAUCACCAUCCCUGAUUUGACUGAUGUAAAUGCCAUAGAUCGAUGGUCCCGCAUAUUCUUCCCUGUGGUUUUUUCCUUCUUCAAUAUUGUCUAUUGGCUUUAUUAUGUGAACUAAGAAACAAAGCCACACGGGAAACAAGAACUGGAUUUCUCUUCAAAUCGGUUGUACAGCCA
Messenger RNA from Calypte anna (Anna's hummingbird), 1895 nucleotides. RefSeq names its product gamma-aminobutyric acid type A receptor beta2 subunit (gene GABRB2). Gene Ontology annotation, cellular component: GABA-A receptor complex; synapse; membrane. Gene Ontology annotation, biological process: signal transduction; regulation of membrane potential; nervous system process. Lineage: Eukaryota; Metazoa; Chordata; Aves; Apodiformes; Trochilidae. Gene Ontology annotation, molecular function: GABA-A receptor activity; extracellular ligand-gated monoatomic ion channel activity; neurotransmitter receptor activity. The record is from RefSeq and is a predicted model, not a curated record. The transcript is spliced from 12 exons. Bases 361 to 1836 code for a protein of 491 amino acids.